UGAUCCAGUUCCCCAAAAACAUAAUCCAAGAGUCCAAACAAAGAUGGCCAAUGAGAGUGAUGAGUGAACUUGAAAAGCAUCGAACAUCUUCGACCUCUCCUCAACGAUAAGAAAAUCCUCACCCCCCUCCUCCCCAAAAAUCUUCACAUCCACAUAUACAUACCUACGUACCUCUCUGUCUCUCUCUCUCUCUCUCUCUCCUUUGUUUACUCCUCCACAACAAGCUCUAUCCAAUCUUCCCUCCCUCUCUUCAGCUUCUCCACAAUGGCCUCUGCAGCAUCACCAACCUCCCUUUCACUCAUCCCCACCACUUCCUCCUCCGCUUCCCGCACCCGAUCGUCUCUCAAUGCCCCCUCCUCUCUUCCCGCCACCCGCUUCCUCCGCUCCUCCACCCGCCGCCUUGGCUUCGCCGGCGCCGCCGCUGACCCUCUUCUCUCCCUCCCCGUCGCUUCCAAGCUCCGAUCCCUCAAGGCCACCGGCAAGGCCUCUAGGGGCGUCGCCUCCAUGGCCAAGAAAGGAGACCUCACCGCCGCCGAAUUGAAAGGUAAGAAGGUGUUUGUGAGGGCCGAUUUGAAUGUCCCUUUGAACGAUAGUCAGGUCAUCACUGACGAUACCAGAAUUCGAGCUGCUGUCCCUACCAUCAAGCACUUGAUUGACAAUGGGGCUAAAGUCAUUCUUUCCAGUCACUUGGGGCGACCAAAGGGUGUCACUCCAAAAUUCAGCUUGGCGCCUCUUGUGCCCAGGUUGUCUGAACUUCUUGGCAUUCAGGUUGUAAAGGCUGAUGAUUGUAUUGGCCCAGAGGUUGAAAAAUUGGUGGCUUCCCUUCCUGAUGGUGGUGUUCUUCUUCUUGAGAAUGUGAGAUUUUACAAGGAGGAAGAAAAGAAUGAACCCGAGUUUGCAAAGAAGCUUGCCUCAUUGGCUGAUCUCUAUGUCAAUGAUGCAUUUGGCACUGCACAUAGAGCCCAUGCCUCAACUGAGGGGGUUACGAAAUUCUUGAAGCCAUCUGUUGCUGGUUUCCUUUUGCAGAAGGAACUGGACUACCUUGUUGGGGCAGUUUCAAACCCAAAGAGGCCAUUUGCUGCCAUUGUGGGUGGUUCCAAGGUCUCAUCCAAGAUUGGAGUGAUUGAGUCGCUUUUGGAGAAGUGUGAUAUCCUGCUUCUUGGUGGAGGAAUGAUCUUCACAUUCUACAGGGCACAAGGUAUUUCUGUGGGUUCAUCUCUAGUGGAGGAAGACAAGCUUGAUCUUGCAACUUCACUCCUUGCCAAGGCCAAGGCUAAAGGAGUAUCUCUUCUGUUACCCACUGAUGUGGUAAUUGCCGACAAGUUUGCUCCUGAUGCAAACAGCAAGAUUGUCCCAGCAACUGGCAUCCCUGAUGGCUGGAUGGGAUUAGAUAUUGGACCGGACUCUAUUAAGAUAUUUAAUGAUGCUUUGGACACUACCAAAACUGUUAUUUGGAAUGGACCAAUGGGAGUGUUUGAGUUUGUCAAGUUUGCUGCUGGAACAGAGGCAAUUGCAAAGAAGUUAGCUGAACUCAGUGGGAAGGGAGUGACAACCAUAAUUGGAGGUGGUGACUCUGUUGCAGCUGUAGAAAAAGUAGGAGUCGCUGAUGUGAUGAGCCACAUAUCAACAGGUGGUGGUGCCAGUUUGGAGUUGUUGGAAGGCAAAGAACUCCCUGGUGUCCUUGCUCUUGAUGAAGCCACACUAGUUACUGCUUAAGACAAGUUCCAUACGAUUUUUUCCCCCCACCCAUCCAUCCCCUUAUUGACAUGUCAAUUCGGGCUUGUAAACGAGAAAUGUUGUAGCCGAAUACGAGUUCGUGUAGUUGGUUUUCACCGUUGCCAUCAAUGUAAGGUCCCAUUUACCCUGUUUUCCUGACCCCUCGUUCACAUUAAGGAUGGUAAGAAAUGUUUUAAUGGCAAGAAACCUUUUCUAGUCAUUAAUAAAUUGGGCACCCUCUCAGCCUGUCAGCCCCACCACCUGAAAACCUUGUUUUUUCCAAAUUAAAUUUGUUUGCCGUGUCUUUUGUUUUUGGGUUUAAAUCUGUUAAGCUUGUAAGUAACAUUACAACCAUGGAAUGAUAAUGACCCAAUCCUUAAACUCCA
Messenger RNA from Camellia sinensis, 2102 nucleotides. RefSeq names its product phosphoglycerate kinase, chloroplastic. The record is from RefSeq and is a predicted model, not a curated record. Gene Ontology annotation, molecular function: ATP binding; ADP binding; phosphoglycerate kinase activity. NCBI's taxonomy places the organism in Eukaryota, Viridiplantae, Streptophyta, Magnoliopsida, Ericales, Theaceae. Gene Ontology annotation, biological process: glycolytic process; gluconeogenesis. Gene Ontology annotation, cellular component: cytosol.